GUGCUCGUUGUUCGUGCAGCUAUGUGGACUAUGUUGUAGGUGAGGUUGAUUACACACAUUUUCGAUGCCAUAGUCAACAGCGUAGCGGGAGUCGAGUGUGGCAAUUCCUCAGCAACCGGUAGGCAGCUCCCAUAGAACAACGUCUCCUCCUCAUGGGAGUGUUUUAUUAAAUGGACUUGUUGGGAUCGUCAAUCGAACGAGCGGAGCAGAGCAGUCGCAUCCUGGCAGUGAAAGUGGAUGGUGUAUAUCUGGCUGGUCCGUUAUGGGAAAUAAAGUGGUCACUUUUACCGAUCAACAGCUGGAGGACUAUCAGGAUUGUACGUUCUUCACGCGGAAGGAAAUUUUACGGGUGCAUCAGCGAUUUCGGGAGACGAGCCCGGACCUGGUGCCGAAGGUGAUGACCGAAGGGCAGGCCACCUCGAUUCAGGUACCGAGGGAGCGGAUUGAAAAGCUGCCGGAGCUGGUGGAGAAUCCUUUCAAGACGCGGAUGUGCGAGGCGUUCUCUCAGGAUGGAGAUGGAAAUUUAACUUUUGAGGAUUUUCUGGAUCUGCUGUCGGUGUUCAGCGAGCAGGCACCGAGGGAUAUCAAGGUGUUCUACGCGUUCAAGAUCUACGACUACGACCAGGAUGGUUUCAUCGGCCAGUCCGAUCUGCUGAAUGUCAUUACGGCGCUCACCCGGAAUGAACUAACCACCGAGGAGCACCAGCAAAUCGUGGAGAAAGUCAUCGAAGAGGCGGAUGUCGACGGCGAUGGAAAACUGUCCUACUUGGAGUUCGAGCACGUGAUUACCCGAGCGCCGGAUUUCAUGUCAACGUUUCACAUUCGAAUCUAGACGGGGGAGUGUAUGGUCGACAGCCAUCUGGUGGCAACGAAGCGAGUUAUGUGAAAAGGGGUGCAUAUCUGCGAUGUUCGAAAACGCAAAACGAGUACAGUUGAGAAACUGAAAAGCCAUCGUUGUUCCUGUAUUAGUUAUGCGAUCUUAAAUGAAUAAACUCAGAUGACACCGAUUGGAAUUUUAAUAUAUUGUUUGCUGAAUGAAUAACUCAUCCAACUGAAAAACUCUGCACUGCAACCAAACAUUUAUAAUACAUUAUUUGUCAUUGAAAUUUAUUAUCGAAGCAACUUCUGUUUGUAAUAAACAUGUCUGGGACGACAGUUUCAUAUUUAAAGAAAAAAAUCUUGCAAGGCAGUAUGCAGACCCACAUUUAAGAAGAGAAUUAAUAACAAAAAUACUUUCAUGGCUCUUGGGUAUAAAUGAACCGGUUAAUAAGUGGCAAUUUUUUAGUGUGUCUGCAGUAGAAAAGUGGUAUACAGUGUUACAUACAAUUACAUACUGCUUUAUUGCGCUCUCUGGUGGAAUUGAUGCUAACAAAAUCUGCACUUAAUAAACAUUAAGGAUCUUUUUGCUAUGGAAUGUUCUACAAACCUUUUGUGUUUGUACAUUCCACUUUAACAUAAUAAAAAUAAAUAUAGGGGAAAAUACGUAGUUCGGCAGUUUUGAUUUCUUCGUCAUGGAAGGUUUUUUGAAACCUAGUGAACUCAUAGUUGGUCUCAAAUCCUUCCCAACCAAGCUGAGUUAUAUGCCCAAAUUUCAGGCAAUUGGCUUCUUUAACGGUGUUGAAAUAAUUCGAUAUUCUGAAUCUGCAUGUCAAACUGAGCCGAAAUCCAAAUUUUCAUGAAUUUUGGAGCCCGGGAACCUAUUUAAAAAUCAAUUUGAAGUUUGUAUGGGAGCGAUUUGUCGAAUCACCCCUCAUCGCAGUUUGUACUGGGUGGAGCUGUCAAACAGUUGUCCAGCUGUCAAAAGGUGAUUUCAAAAAAUCUCUUUGAAAUUGAUUUUAGGUACCAAAAUAAGGUUCUAAAAAUCUGAAAAAAAGCAUAGUGACUCAGAAAAAGGUGCUCUUUCGUAUAAAAUAUAAAAAUCAAUACAUU
Aedes albopictus (Asian tiger mosquito) is the source of this 1929-nucleotide messenger RNA. RefSeq names its product calcium and integrin-binding family member 2 (gene Cib2). Gene Ontology annotation, molecular function: calcium ion binding; magnesium ion binding. The coding region runs from base 263 to 832 and encodes 189 amino acids. The record is from RefSeq and is a predicted model, not a curated record. NCBI's taxonomy places the organism in Eukaryota, Metazoa, Arthropoda, Insecta, Diptera, Culicidae. Gene Ontology annotation, biological process: calcium ion homeostasis. The transcript has 3 exons.